This is a messenger RNA of Thamnophis elegans (Western terrestrial garter snake), 2501 nucleotides long. It is a transcript of the gene TAGAP, whose product is annotated as T cell activation RhoGTPase activating protein. NCBI's taxonomy places the organism in Eukaryota, Metazoa, Chordata, Lepidosauria, Squamata, Natricidae. Gene Ontology annotation, biological process: regulation of Rho protein signal transduction; signal transduction. Gene Ontology annotation, molecular function: GTPase activator activity. The record is from RefSeq and is a predicted model, not a curated record.
GUCAUUCCGAAUGCGGCACAUGUGGGCUGAGUGUUGAAUCCUCAGUGUUCUCCAGCGAGUUACAGUAGAUACUGCCAAGGGGUUAUGCUGCUUUUCUCCUCCUCUCCGGUUCGCUUAAAGUGAAAAAGCUCAGCCAGAGACCCUUUCCUGGCAAACAAGAGGAAUCCAGGGAAGCAAGAUCAUUAAAGCUAUAACAAUUUGAUUACUGAUGAAGGUGCUAAGCAGUUGCAAUGCACCCAAAGCUUAAAUGCAAAAGAAAUGGAGGCUUUAAAUGCACACUCAUCAGAGGAGGAUCUCAAAAACGUCACUUCUUCAUGACAUGUGAUAAUGAAGAUGAGCCAUAUCAGCUGAUUGAUCGUCACAGGAAAAGAAAGAAUGUUAUAUCUUUCCCAUUUAUGUUCAGACGAUUUACCCAUGAAUCAGGAAGUCAGGGGCAUCUAGAAUCUGUGUUGAAACCCCCUUUGUUUGAUCUUCCUUUAUCACUUGUUUAUGGUGCUGAAGAUACACUGCCCAAAUCUAUACAGGAUAUCCUUACAAUACUCUACCAAAAAGGACCAUUCACUGAAGGGAUAUUCCGAAUAGGCGCCAAUGAGAAGGCCCGCAAGGAGCUGAGAGAGGAAUUAAAUGCUAGAGACAACAUUGCUUUAGAAAAAAAGUCCGUUUAUCUGCUAGCUGUGGCUUUUAAGGAUUUCCUCCAAAUUCCCCACAAAUUGUUGCUGACUGAGCUUCACGAUGAGUGGAUGACAGCAUUAGAAAAAAAUCAUCAAGAAAAAAUUGAAGCCAUGAAAGAGGUUGCAAGCAAAUUGCCACAGCCAAAUCUUCAUUUGCUCAAACACUUGCUUUCUCUUCUUCACCACAUUAGCCAAAACUCCAAAAUCAACAAAAUGGAUUCCAACAAUCUUGCCAUCUGUUUUGGACCAACCAUGUUGAGUCCAAAUUGGAACGAAAGCCUGCCACUUGAAAUCCAGAAAAAACUAAAUGAUAAGGUGAAGACACUGGUGGAAUUCCUCAUUAAUAAUUGUUCAGAUAUAUUUGGAGAAGAAAUCUACUCACUGUUUUCUAGGAAUACUGAUAAUUCCCUGCAUAUGACAGACACGUCAUCACCAGACCAGCAUCGUGAUUCUGCUUAUGACAGCACAGACCUUGAAGGGGAAUGCAGUCUCAGUGACCUUCAAUCCAGGGGUUUAUCCCACAUCAGCAGACCAAGCAGUACAGAAUUGUAUCCCAAACAUCCGCGAACCCAGAUCCCUUCUGCCUUCUCCCUGACUCAUUUUAAAACAACAAUGAAGAAACUUGAGAGGAGAUCCUCAGAACCAGACUUACAGUCUUCCAAGAAUUGCCGGAAAAGCUGUGUGAAACUUCCAAAACUUUCCAAAAGUGAGGAGAAUUUUAUUCGGCAGAAGGAAUUGGGACUGAAGAAUAGAGAGCUGAGAAUGGGAAUGCAGACAGUUGAAGAAUCCCAUCCUUCCGGGCGCUACAGGAACAAAAAGCCAUCAGAUCUCAGAAUCAAAGCCAACUUCCCCACAGAAUUAUCAAGUGAUUCCUUACUCAGCACAUCUUCUUCCAGUUCACUAGACAGUGCUUCCUCUAUCUCAGACUCUUCUGUAUUCACUAGUUCACCACUCCCAUCACCUGCCAUCUUCAAGAACAACAUCUUAACUCGGCCGCAGUCCUUCUCUGCCAAACUUUCAAAUGGAAGUGACCGAGCUGUCUCAGAGCUCAAGAAGCACGCCAUGUUUUUCUGUGCCACCCGCAAGAUGCUGCUGGCCAAAACAGAAAGUGGCAGGGGUUGCUUUCAAAAAGGCAGUUUCAAAAAGGGCUCCAGAAAAGAAAGAGCACUUUCCUGUCAGUUUGCUCAAGCAACUCAUGAGACUAUUCCCAGUCCAGAACCCUCAGGCUGUCCACUGAGGUCCCGUUUUAUGUCGGCAGUUGAAGUUUUUCGACUUGUAGAUCAAAAUAAACCUAGAAGGCCUCCUUCCUAUGAAGAGGCAACCAAACACUUUUCUUCUGUUAGAUUUCCAUCACGCAACAGUUUAAGAGCUCAUCCUCUGAGGCCCCCCAAGGUUCCGCAUGAUCCUGCAUCUGGAUGUCCAGGGCUCAAGAAAGAGAUAACAAACAAAGCAAAUGAGAACCUUUUUAAUGACAGAUCCUCUUUGAUCAAUGACUCCCAGGACAAAAAACCAGUUGUGGAUUUUGUUAUUGGAAUACAUUCACGGGCAAAUUUGCCUUUGACCCCUCAAGUGUACCGCCUCAGGACCAUGUCUGGGUCAUAUCAAAAGAACAAGCAAGAAUAUAUGACGCUACAGAACAAUCAGAUAACUUUUGAGCACUUACAAUGUGCAAAAGAAUCCUAUGUUUAAACUUAAUUUUCUCAUUUCAGUACAAAUGUAUACAUUCUAUGCCAGGCAUGGAAGCAAGACUUUUGCCAAACUUUAUUGCCUAAACAGAUAUAAAUCCAAUUUUCCAUAAAAUUGUAUUUUGUCUAGUAUCCAGGGUGUUGU